UCGGAGGCGCGUGUUUAAAUCGUCUUCCUGUUUACGUUCGCACAGAGUUGAACUGUCGCGACAUUAACUUCGUUAAAAGAACAAUUUAAAGUUCUGACGCAGGAGAAGAAGUCGUUCACGCAAACCAGCGACGAACACGCAGGUGGAGGGAGUUAGCUGCGCAGGUUAGCCGCUAAGCUAACACACACACACACACACACAAACAACCUGUAGCUAGCAGCUAGCAGCUAGCAUGGUGGUGCUGAGAGAAGGGAUGUGUCCCGGACUGGAGGAGGAUUUAAUCCGAGACCUGCGAUCUGCCGACGUCAGGACAGUGGAGGACCUGGUCUCAUCCGACAUCGAGGAACUGGCUCAGAAAUGUUCCACGUCGUAUAAGGCUCUGUUUGCCAUCCGCAGAGUGCUGCUGGCCCAACACACUGCUUUCCCCGUGUCAGGCGCUGAUCUCUACGAGGAACUAUUGAGCUCAACAGCCAUCCUCUCCACUGGAAAUCCCAGCUUAGAUAAACUGCUGGAUUCCGGCUUGUAUACUGGAGAGAUAACAGAGCUGUCAGGAGGCCCAGGAAGUGGCAAAUCUCAGGUGUGUUUUGGUGUCGCGGUGCACAUUUCUUACCAGCUGAAGCAGAGUGUAAUAUAUAUUGAUACGACAGGAGGGCUGAGCGCCAGCCGCUUGCUUCAGAUGCUGCAAACUGAAACGAGCAACACAGAGGCGCAGAUGGAAGCUCUUCAGAGGAUCCACAUCUUCCGCGUGUUUGACAUCUUCUCCUUACUCGACUGUCUGCACGGUCUUAGCGGUGGCGGGCUUCAGCAGGCAUCAGGCGGCGGUGGCUCUGUAAAGGCAGUGAUUGUGGACUCGGUGUCAGCCGUUAUCUCUCCUCUACUGGGAGGCAAACAAAAUGAAGGGAUGUCGCUGAUGAUACAAGUGGCCGGAGUUCUUAAGACGAUGGCGAAGGACUUCAACAUCGCAGCAUUGGUAACAAACCACGUGACGAGGAGCGGCGGCGGCGAGGUGCUGCCGGGCCUCGGUGCGUCGUGGAGUCACAUCCCCAGAACCAGAGUUCUGCUGGAGCGGCUGGAGGAGGCCGGGGCUGCCGGUCGCUCCAGUCUGCGCUCAGCAACACUGAUCAAGUCCUCCAGACAGCCGUGUCUCGUCAGAGAGCAGUUUGACUUGAAGUGGUGGAGUCGCUCCAAAGAAGGAACCUCCGGAAAAAGAAAACGGGACGAGACCGAUUCCUGACGAGAGCCAAUUAAAAAAUCCUCUGACAAACAAAAAAAAAAAAA
Molecule: messenger RNA, 1278 nt
Organism: Paralichthys olivaceus (Japanese flounder)
Lineage: Eukaryota; Metazoa; Chordata; Actinopteri; Pleuronectiformes; Paralichthyidae
Gene: rad51d
Product: RAD51 paralog D
Biological process (GO): DNA strand invasion; reciprocal meiotic recombination; telomere maintenance
Cellular component (GO): replication fork; centrosome; Rad51B-Rad51C-Rad51D-XRCC2 complex
Molecular function (GO): single-stranded DNA binding; four-way junction DNA binding; ATP-dependent DNA damage sensor activity
Source: RefSeq, a predicted model, not a curated record